AUGCACCUAUUCAAUCUCGAUCCUGCAGCUGAGAAUUUCGAUGUGCAGCCUGAGAUUGAUAUCCGCGAUUUGAUUAGUCUGGAGGAUGUUAUGGAUGAGCUUAGCCUUGGUCCGAAUGGCGCUCUGAUCUACUGCUUUGAAUAUCUAAUGCAGAAUCUGGACUGGUUAGAAGAGCAAAUAGGAACUUACGAGGAUGAUUACUUGGUUAUUGACUGCCCAGGUCAGAUUGAACUCUACACCCACUUUCCCCUCAUGCAGAUGCUGGUCGACAGCCUCCACAAACUCGACGUUAAGGUGGCUGCGACAUACCUCCUCGAGGCUCAGUUCAUGGAUGAUCGCUCCAAGUUCUUCGCUGGGGUCCUCAGCGCUACUUCAGCAAUGAUCAACUUAGAAGUACCGCAUAUAAACGUCAUGACUAAGAUGGAUUUGGUGGGAAAUGAACCCGAGAGCGUCAUCAGCACUGGCAGGAAGAAGAAGGAUCUCGAGAGAUAUCUUGACCCAGAUCCUACACUCAUUCUCGAUGAAAUCAACCGAGACACUAACCCAAAAUUUCAUUCCCUCAACCAGGCUAUAGUCGGUCUGAUAGAAGACCACAACUUGAUCCAAUUCAUUCCACUCGAUGUCACAGAUGAGGAUAGCAUUGACAAUCUCCUCUCGCACAUCGACAACUCGAUCCAAUUCGGUGAGGAUGAGGAGCCCAAUGAGCCAGCCGAUCUUGAUGAGGGUGAUUUUGGCGAGGAGUUUUAG
Wallemia ichthyophaga EXF-994 is the source of this 747-nucleotide messenger RNA. RefSeq names its product GPN-loop GTPase 3-like protein. NCBI's taxonomy places the organism in Eukaryota, Fungi, Basidiomycota, Wallemiomycetes, Wallemiales, Wallemiaceae. The record is from RefSeq and is a predicted model, not a curated record. Bases 1 to 747 code for a protein of 248 amino acids. The transcript has 2 exons. Gene Ontology annotation, molecular function: GTPase activity.